AUGCUAGGAUUUGUAAAAUCUCCAGGUCCAAAAAGAAAAGUGUGCAAUUCCUUCGAAUUGUCCGCAGAGGAUUUUUAUGAGUUUAUUAAUUCAAUGAAAAUCCACUCGUUGCAGGAGCAGGGCACGUACGCUGAUUUCGUUGAAGGCUUGAAGGUGUUCGACAAAGAGGAAUGUGGAAAGAUCCUUUGUGCAGAACUCAGACACAUUCUUCUUGCUCUCGGAGAACGACUCAGUGCUGACGAGGUCGAUGAGCUGCUGAAGGGAGUUGAAGACGCUGAGGGUUUGGUCAAAUACGAGGAUUUCAUCAAGAAGGUGCUGGCCGGUCCAUUCCCCGACUCGGAUUGA
Ostertagia ostertagi is the source of this 345-nucleotide messenger RNA. The record is from the annotation of a GenBank genome assembly. NCBI's taxonomy places the organism in Eukaryota, Metazoa, Nematoda, Chromadorea, Rhabditida, Trichostrongylidae.